Macroventuria anomochaeta is the source of this 1690-nucleotide messenger RNA. RefSeq lists its product as uncharacterized. Lineage: Eukaryota; Fungi; Ascomycota; Dothideomycetes; Pleosporales; Didymellaceae. The record is from RefSeq and is a predicted model, not a curated record. The coding region runs from base 16 to 1434 and encodes 472 amino acids. Gene Ontology annotation, molecular function: guanyl-nucleotide exchange factor activity; G-protein alpha-subunit binding. Gene Ontology annotation, cellular component: cytoplasm. The transcript has 5 exons. Gene Ontology annotation, biological process: G protein-coupled receptor signaling pathway.
CUAGAAUUAGCCACAAUGCUUUCACAGAAGUCCGGGAAAGCAAAACUUGACGAUGUCACGAAGAUCCUCACCGACUUGAAGACCGACCUCGACACCCCAAAGCUUUCCACACAACAACGCAGACAACAGCUUGAGCAGCUCAAAGUCUACGGUCGAGAUCCCAAUAAUGCGGACCCCAUAUUCACACAAGACGGUCUACGGACACUAGGCCGCUAUGCAUUCAAGGAGAAGGACGUGGCCGUCUCACAAGAAGCUCUGAGAUGCAUAGCCAAUGCCUUCCUCCUCCAGCCAAAGGCACGCCAGAUCUUGGUUGAUCUAGGACAUGGUCCGGACGCAGCAGAGAGGCUCAAGAGUGAGAGCAUCGACGACGAGUUCCUGAUUUCACGCAUCCUCUUUCUCACGACCUACGGCGCAAACCUCGAUUACACAGAGCUAGUCAACGAGCACCACUUAGCAGACAACAUCAACGCCGCAAUGCAGCGACACGCGAACCGCUAUACCCAACCGCGACAACGAGCACAAGAGCACACAGCGCCAAUGGACCUAAUGGCAAUUUCAGAAACCCUCAAGCUCCUCUUCAACGUCACGCACUUUCACCCCGACCUAUCCCAGCACUUCACCACCUCAAUCCCCCACAUCUUCAAGAUCCUCACUCGCCGCGAUCCCCCCACGCAACCGCUCGACGCACCCGUCUCCUUCCUCAUCAACGCGCUCCUCAACCUCGUCCGCGAAGAAGGCACAGGCACCGCACAACAACCGCACGACCCUGAUCUCCACGCCGCCGUCUUCCCAUCCACCAACCCACCCAGCAACAUCACCCACCUGAUCGCUAUCCUCGACAGCUCCAUUCGCGUCUACCCCGCGGCCAAGCUGGACUCCACAAUCUCGCCGCUCCUCACCCUGCUACGACGAAUCUACGAACUCGCACCGACCGACGUGCAAACCGUCAUGCAAUCCAAACUGCUCCCCUCCGAUACAGACCGCGCCCAACCUCUCGGCAAGACAUCAUCUUUGCCAUCCCGGUUACUGAACCUCAGCACCAGCGCGCAAACCCCCGCGCUGCGCGACUCAAUCGCCGCAUUCAUGUACGAGCUCUCUUCCAAAGACCCAGCUACCUACGUUUCCAACGUCGGGUACGGGUACGCGUCUGGCUUCCUUUUGUCGAAGAACAUCCCCAUGCCUGAGAGCGCGAUCAAAGACGCUGGCGAAGGAAGCAGCAGUGGUGUGCCUGUGAACCCUAUCACAGGGCAGCGAUUGGAUACGGAGGACAAGGUUGAGAUGCCGGAGAUGACGCAAGAGGAAAAAGAGAGGGAGGCUGAGCGACUGUUUGUGCUGUUUGAGAGGUUGAAGAGGACGGGGGUUGUGAAUGUGCAGAAUCCGGUUGAGGAGGCGUUGAGGAGUGGGCGGAUUGAGGAGUUGAGUGAUUCUGAAUGAGGGAGGGAUCAGAUCUGUGUGCGCGUAUGUUGGCUCUUAAGUUGCAAGAAAGCCGGAUGCGAGCACACAUUACGGGUCUAAAGAAAUGGCGAGGUAUUGAAGAUAGAAUCUGGAGCUGUUUGCACGGUAAUACAAUUUCGAAGGACUACAACAAUUUUGCAAGCGUUGUAGGGCAUCUGUGGUUGUGCUGAAGGCCUCCAGAGAGGUCAAUAUUAGACGUUGUAGCUGGCGUUUUGCGAAACGUGAGAGGUUGUAU